Messenger RNA from Plectropomus leopardus (leopard coralgrouper), 681 nucleotides. Lineage: Eukaryota; Metazoa; Chordata; Actinopteri; Perciformes; Serranidae. The record is from RefSeq and is a predicted model, not a curated record.
GCCUGUAAGCUGGCCAGCCUGCUGAAGGAGGCCGAGCGGCGCCGCGAGGACCUGCAGGGCGAGCUGAGCGGCCAGGUGCUGGAGGUGGAGCGCUCCAAGGCCGACAUGGAGGAGCUGCUGCAGCACAACGCCCGUCUGCAGCGGGACUCAGAGGAACACCAGGCCCUCAAAGGAGCCUACAACGCCCUGCUCAACAGGUUCAAUGAGAGCGAGCGGCUGCUGAAGGAGCUGCAGGCGGCUCACAUCUCGCUCACCAAACAGAGCGACUCUCUGAGGAAGAACCACGAAGCUCUGCAGCUGCAGCACGAAAAGAUGGCGUCGGCGUUGGAGGAGCGAGAGGAGGAGGUCAGAUCCCUCCGUUCAGAUCUGCAGCAGAAGAACAGCGACAUCGCAGGGCUUCGUGGUGACCUGCGGGCCGAGGAGGAGAAGGUGAAGGAGAAGGAUCAAGAGCGGAGAGAUCUGGAGGAGACGGUGGAUGUUUUGAGGAAAGAACUGAACAAGACGGAGCAGGCCAGAAAGGACGCCAGCAUCAAGGUGACGAAGAGGAGACCGUUUGUCUUCUUCAGGCAGAAAAACACGGCAGUCGAAAUAUCAAAUGAUGCAUCAUCCCGAGUCUGGUCACACCUGCAGAUAUUUUGCAAGUUUGCAACUCAUAUUUUCAGGCCCCGACCCCCAAUAUUU